Messenger RNA from Electrophorus electricus (electric eel), 876 nucleotides. The record is from RefSeq and is a predicted model, not a curated record. Lineage: Eukaryota; Metazoa; Chordata; Actinopteri; Gymnotiformes; Gymnotidae.
UGUGGAGAUAUCAGACCAGUUAGACACACUCCAGCUACAGAGAGCGCCUCUUUCUCCAUUUGCCAAUCCUUCACAAGCUUUUCUUUCAGAGAGAACACAGCUAACUAAAACAUGGGUUUGUGCGUUAUUUUACUGCUUUCUUUUAUCUCUGCAUUUCACUUGAGCCAUGGCCAACAGCCAGUGGAGGAGGAACUCAUUAUACCAAGAAAGGCACAGCUCUUGGGAGGGUGGUCUGAAGUCAACCCUCAGAGACAAGAUGUCCAAGAAGCAGCUGCAAAAGCAGUGGAGAAGUUCAAUUUGAAAUCCAAGGCAAAGUAUCAUUUCAAGCUUCUGAACAUCAUAUCUGCACACACAAAGGUCACAAACAUGAUAAACUACAUGAUUGAGGCAACCAUUGGAAAAACAGAGUGCCUAAAAACUGAGCCUGCAGAUUUGGCUUUCUGUGCUUUGGGAAAAAAGGCGCUUAUGUGCAAGUGUGAGGUUCAGUUCAAUCCAAGGCAGAUGAAAUAUGUUGCCAAGAUGGUCUCUUGUAAGAAAUGAUUCUAUUUCUGGAUGGACCUAACCAUCAGUAGAAUGGACUGUAUUCACUACCUGCACUGCACCCACCUUCAUAUAACGAGUUUUAUAUUUACAUUUGGACUUGGGGAAGCUUAUCUUUCUUAGAAGAUACAUGUCAUAGGAAAUGACUUGCAAUUUAUUGAUGUGCUAUGACACACUCUGGUAGGGAAACAAUGAUAUAAAAAAUUAAGAAAAUGUAAUAUCUACAUUUGUACAGCUUGAAAAUGAAUUAGAAAGUUAUGGGAAUAAACAAAUACAUCUCAUUUGUGUUGUUUACAUAAAUGUAAAUGCCCCGCCGAAAUAAAUAUAUAAGUGGCA